Melopsittacus undulatus (budgerigar) is the source of this 964-nucleotide messenger RNA. It is a transcript of the gene NDUFAF6, whose product is annotated as NADH:ubiquinone oxidoreductase complex assembly factor 6. The record is from RefSeq and is a predicted model, not a curated record. Gene Ontology annotation, biological process: biosynthetic process; mitochondrial respiratory chain complex I assembly. Bases 221 to 946 code for a protein of 241 amino acids. The transcript is spliced from 9 exons. Gene Ontology annotation, cellular component: mitochondrion. Lineage: Eukaryota; Metazoa; Chordata; Aves; Psittaciformes; Psittaculidae.
GGGCAGCGGCUGCCGCGGGGAGCGGGUUUCCGCAGGGGGGCCCCGCGGCCGGGGCUUGUCGGCGGGCGGGCAGCGGCGGCGGGCUGGAGCCGGCCGGAGCCCGGCGGAGAGGUGCAGUAUUGCGCCGAGCUGGUGCGAAAGCGUGACUAUGAAGGGUUUCUGUGUUCUCUGCUGUUGCCUGCGGAAUCUCGAACCUCUGCUUUUGCCUUGAGAGCCUUCAAUGUGGAACUGGCCCAGGCAGAUCAAAGACUCCGUAACUCAGAAGACUACAGGUCUGAUGCGAAUGCAGUUCUGGAGGGAUGCUGUGGAAGGCAUAUACUGUGAUAACCCGCCACAUCAGCCGAUUGCUACAGAACUGUGGAGGGCUGUCAAGAGGCAUAACUUGACUAAAAUGUGGUUGAUGAAGAUCAUUGAUGAAAGAGAGAAGAAUUUGGAUGACAGGGCAUACCAUAACAUCCAGGAGCUUGAAAAGUAUGCUGAGAACACUCAGAGUGCUCUCUUGUACCUCACCUUGGAAAUGCUGGGUGUGAGGGACGUCCAUGCUGACCACGCAGCCAGUCACAUUGGGAAAGCACAAGGCAUAGUUACCUGUUUAAGAGCAACUCCAUAUCACUGUACAAGACAAAAGGUCUUUCUUCCCAUGGACAUUUGUAUGUUGCAUGGAGUUUCACAAGAGGAUUUCAUAAGAGGCAAGCAAGAGAAAAAUGUGAGAGAUGUAAUUUAUGACAUUGCCAGCCAGGCCCAUAUUCAUCUAGAACAUGCUAGAUCUUUCAGUAAGAAAGUUCCUGUGAAGGCAUAUCCUGCUUUUUUCUGUACGGUUGCUUUAGAUGAUUAUUUAUGUAAUGUGCGAAAAGUGGACUUCAAUAUAUUUCAUCCAAGCUUACAAAGGAAGAGUGCAUUAUUACCAUUGCAUUUAUAUAUUAGAUCUUGGAAAAAAACAUAUUAAAGGUUUGGGUUUUUUUAA